Messenger RNA from Penicillium lagena, 906 nucleotides. RefSeq names its product Efg1 domain-containing protein. The transcript has 2 exons. Gene Ontology annotation, biological process: maturation of SSU-rRNA from tricistronic rRNA transcript (SSU-rRNA, 5.8S rRNA, LSU-rRNA). Bases 1 to 906 code for a protein of 301 amino acids. The record is from RefSeq and is a predicted model, not a curated record. Gene Ontology annotation, cellular component: preribosome, small subunit precursor; nucleolus. Lineage: Eukaryota; Fungi; Ascomycota; Eurotiomycetes; Eurotiales; Aspergillaceae.
AUGUUCGGGACCAAACCACGCGAUCCGCAAAAGCGAAAAAGCCGACAGCUCGAGGGGGGUGAGGAUGUGCUGCCUGCGCGCAAGAAGCUGCACCGCAAGGCACCUAGCGAGGACGAAGACUCGGAGAGCCCAGAACCAGCGGCCAAGUCCAAGAGCCAACCCGCGCCACAAGAAAACAACUAUCCCUCCGUCAAUGAGCUGAAAAAGCGAAUCCGCGAUGUGAAACGUCUCCUCAACAAGCCGGACUUGCCCGCCGAUGCGCGAGUCUUGCAACAACGCGCGCUGGCAGGAUACGAGCAGGAUCUGGCGGAGGAGACGGCGCGGCGACAGCGGUCGCAGAUGAUCAAAAAAUACCACUUUGUGCGAUUCCUCGAUCGCAAAACCGCCACCAAGGAGCUCAACCGGUUGCAACGCCGAGAGAAGGAGCCAGACCUAAAUCCUAGUCAGAAGGAACGCCUUGCGAAAAAGAUUCAGACUGCUCGGGUCAACCUCAACUAUACCAUCUACUAUCCUCUCACGGAGAAGUACAUUUCUCUCUACCCGAAAUCCAAAGACCAGAAAUCUAGUGAAACGCCGGCAGAGUCUGAUCCCGAGAAUGAGCCCGCAAGCAAAAGUGCAAAGCCUGCACUUUGGUCAGUGGUGGCCAAGUGCAUGGACGAGGGUAUUCUCGAUCAGCUCCGCGAUGGCAAGUUGAACAUCAAUGCCAAUGGCGAACCGAUUGAGACGAAGAAAGAAAAGCCCAAAGAGACUCUUCCACCACCCAAAGCAAAACAGGCCUCUGGUCGGGGUGAGCAAGAAGGGGGCAGGGGUCACAAAAUACAGAAGGAAGAACAGGGCCGGAAGAUGCGCAAGGUGCCUCAGCCACCUGUAGAGGAGGAUAGUGAUGGAGGAUUCUUCGAGGAGUGA